CGAGCCCCCGCCGGCCGAGCCCGUCGGACCCCGUUUGACUCUGCGCCCUGGGGACGCCUCGCCUCCCAGCCGGAGGUGUCUAAACGUUUGGCCGUUCAUCCGUCGGUCCCUCCUGGGGCCGGAACUGACCAUGCCCAGCGGCUGCCGCUGUCUACAUCUCAUGUGCCUGCUGUGCAUCCUGGGGGCAACCAGCCAGCCUGCCAGAGCGGAUGACUGCAGCUCCCACUGUGACCUGGCCCACGGCUGCUGCGCUCCUGACGGCUCCUGCAGGUGUGACCCAGGCUGGGAGGGGCUGCACUGUGAGCGCUGUGUGAGGAUGCCUGGCUGCCAGCACGGUACCUGCCACCAGCCCUGGCAAUGCAUCUGCCACAGUGGCUGGGCAGGAAAGUUCUGUGACAAAGAUGAGCACAUCUGUACCUCACAGUCACCCUGCCAGAACGGAGGCCAGUGUGUCUACGAUGGGGGUGGUGAGUACCACUGUGUGUGCCUGCCGGGCUUCCAUGGACGUGGCUGUGAGCGCAAGGCUGGACCUUGUGAGCAGGCAGGCUUCCCAUGCCGGAACGGCGGGCUGUGCCAGGACGACCAGGGUUUUGCCCUCAACUUCACAUGCCGCUGCCUGGCAGGAUUCAUGGGUGCCCACUGUGAGGUCAACGUGGACGACUGCCUGAUGCGACCUUGUGCUAAUGGUGCCACAUGUAUUGAUGGCAUAAACCGCUUCUCCUGCCUCUGUCCUGAGGGCUUUGCCGGACGCUUCUGCACCAUCAACCUAGAUGAUUGUGCCAGCCGCCCAUGCCAGAGAGGGGCCCGCUGUCGGGACCGGAUCCAUGACUUUGACUGCCUCUGCCCCAGUGGCUACGGCGGCAAGACUUGUGAGCUUGUCUUACCUGCUCCAGACCCCGCCACAACGGUGACCCCACAAACACCCAUGGCAGCUAUAGUUGUACCUGCCACGGGGCCAGCCCCUCAUAGUGCAGGGGCGGGCCUGCUGAGGAUCUCAGUGAAGGAGGUGGUACGGAGGCAAGAGGCUGGACUAGGUGAGUCUAGCUUGGUGGCCCUGGUGGUAUUUGGGUCCCUCACUGCUGCUCUGGUUCUGGCCACUGUGUUGCUGACCCUGAGGGCAUGGCGCCGGGGCAUAUGCCCCACUGGACCCUGUUGCUACCCAGCCCCGCACUAUGCCCCAGCUCGGCAGGAUCAGGAAUGUCAGGUUAGCAUGCUGCCUACAGGGUUCCCUCUGCCACCAGACCUGCCCCCUGAGCCUGGUAAGACCACGGCGCUGUGA
Molecule: messenger RNA, 1279 nt
Organism: Acomys russatus (golden spiny mouse)
Lineage: Eukaryota; Metazoa; Chordata; Mammalia; Rodentia; Muridae
Gene: Dlk2
Product: delta like non-canonical Notch ligand 2
Exons: 6
Coding region: 131-1279 (382 amino acids)
Biological process (GO): heterophilic cell-cell adhesion; establishment or maintenance of epithelial cell apical/basal polarity
Cellular component (GO): protein-containing complex; plasma membrane
Molecular function (GO): calcium ion binding
Source: RefSeq, a predicted model, not a curated record